This is a messenger RNA of Labeo rohita (rohu), 1454 nucleotides long. RefSeq names its product CD40 ligand (gene cd40lg). The record is from RefSeq and is a predicted model, not a curated record. The transcript has 5 exons. Gene Ontology annotation, cellular component: membrane. Gene Ontology annotation, molecular function: tumor necrosis factor receptor binding. The coding region runs from base 81 to 881 and encodes 266 amino acids. NCBI's taxonomy places the organism in Eukaryota, Metazoa, Chordata, Actinopteri, Cypriniformes, Cyprinidae. Gene Ontology annotation, biological process: immune response.
UUGAGAGCAGCUCUUCAGUACUGCAUGGGUGCCACUGGAGUACACGUCUCUUUCUGUCGUCAACUCGUGCUCUCUUCAUCAUGAUAAACACCUUUCACAGUAGCUACAAUCCGCCGCCGCCGCCGGUGCCUCCACGGACAGGAUACAGAAAACCCCAGCCAGCGGUCAACACGCCUUUAGUCAAGUAUUUGUCAGUGAUGCUUCUGCUGUUAAUGAUACUGACCUUCGGUGGCUUCCUCUACCUGUUCCAGAAACUCAACAUGCAGCUCCAGGGCAGUUAUGAUGAAGACAUGACUAGCCUACAGAGACUACAGGACUGUGUGGAAAAAAAUAUGGUAGAAGACUCAAUGACAAAUUGUGGCAAACUGAUGGAAAAAUAUAAAGCUGUCUUUGCAAAGGUUUUACAAGCAAAUGAAAAAUUGUCUAAGUUAACUGGAGGGCCUCAUUUUAUUGGACCAGCUGCACACAUGACUGCCCUGUCUGAGCAUAAAGAUAAGACUUCUGAGUUUUUGAAGACAAACAAUCUCCUUUGGGACGAAGACCAUUCACUGCUACAGGACGUACGGCUUAGCAGCAAACGGGACAUGCUGACCAUUCAGUACCCUGGAAUGUAUUUCAUCUAUUCCCAGGUCACCUUCUCCAAAAAUUCUCCUUCAGUUUCGUUAAAGCAAUCCAUAAGGAUCGUCGUACCCAAGAAACAAGAACCCAAGGAGCUACUCAAAUCUUUUUGCAGUUUGAACCCAGACACAUCAAAUUUGUGUACUGCCUCUCUGGCGGGGGUGUUCCACCUAGAGAAAGAACAACAGAUCUAUGUUACGGUAGCAAACUCAUCCUUGGUGAACCGGGACUCCUGCAGCUUUGGAUUAUUCAAAUUGCGGUAAAGAACACUCUGGAACUGAAGCGGUCAAGGGGCAGAUGGAUGAUAUGAGACGGGCAGGGAUUGACUGGAUCAAGGCACUAUAAUUAAAUGGAUAAUUAUACAGUCGUGGCAUCUGAAACUGAUCAGCUUCAGGGAAAGUCAUCGCACCACCUCUUCUCCUUGACGCCAAACCACAGCCCAAGUUUAGGACAAACGAGGAAGUCACGGGAAAUCUUUCUUUCAAUUAUAUUGUUCAUUCUAAAUACAACCUGAUAAGAAUACCAUGAAUGUUUUCAAACCACUAUUGUUUGGCGGUGUUUGUAUAAAAUUAUUUAUUAUUUGCUGCAGUUUUCCUUUUUAUGGUUUGCUCUUCUUUUUAUAAUAAUAAUAAUAAUUGAGUUAAUAAUAAAGAUAUUUAUUUUAGAAUAAGCUUGGCAAUUCUAAUUGAUUUUAUUUUUUCUAAUUUUAAGCACUUUUUAAGAACAGUACAACAACAAAAAACCUAUUCCUGCCCACAAGAAAAAAGAUGACAUUACAUAUUAUAAAAACAUGUUUGUAGUGAAAAUGCCAAAACAAUCUCUUACCAAACAACAAA